This is a messenger RNA of Paralichthys olivaceus (Japanese flounder), 1519 nucleotides long. RefSeq names its product TRAF family member-associated NFKB activator (gene tank). The record is from RefSeq and is a predicted model, not a curated record. Gene Ontology annotation, biological process: canonical NF-kappaB signal transduction. NCBI's taxonomy places the organism in Eukaryota, Metazoa, Chordata, Actinopteri, Pleuronectiformes, Paralichthyidae.
AUGUAAAACACACACACACACUCACACACACACACACACACACACUCACUCACACACACACACUCUCUCUCAGCCAUAUCCUCUGCUGCUGCUCAGACAACUUUUGAAGACGCUGCGGUGGAGUGAAAACAACUCAUUUGGACUUUUUGGAGCUGGUAACUCGGAUGAAGGGCUCAUGUCUACUGUGUUCGUGAUGAUUGUGGAGCACACGGCAUGGAAAGGAACAUUGGAGACCAGCUCAACAAAGCUUUUGAAGCUUAUCGCCAGGUCUCCAUCGAAAAGGACAAUGCUAAAAAAGAGCUGCAGAAAAUGACUGACUAUUACGAGGGAUACACUCAAACACUUCAGAAGCAGAUAGAGGACCAGCAGCAGUUGAUUAUAAAACUUCAAGCUAAGUUGACAGCAACAAGGCAACCAUCAGCAGGAGAAAUGAAAUGUGAGCCCUGCAACCAUCUCCUCGAUGGGGCCAGUGCCUAUAGGAUAAAACAGUACCCGGAGAAUAUGGGCUCUGUUGCUCUUUCUUCUAAAUUACCAGUCAACAGCAACCUUGACUACAAGGACAUGCUGGAUGUAUUUGAAGUAAUUCAAGGGAAAUUUCGGCAGAUUCGGUCUCUCACACAAAGACAAAAAGAUCACCUGAAAAGAUUCCACGGAGGAAGUGAUGCAUCAAAUGAUCAGCAGUUCUCCAUGCCCAUCCAGUGCACAGACCGUACAGCAGAGGCAGGGAGACCCUUCCCCUCAGUGCUCACAUCAGCAGUGGAUAUCCCACCCCCGCCCACGUCUCUAGCGUCCCGCGGCACCAGCCCUGAGGACCGAGACUUAGUAGACUCUCUCACCAAACUUAGAGUCAAAUUCCCGCCCUCUGCAGACAGUGAAUAUGACUUCCUCAACAGUGCCCCAGACAGACACAUUGGUCUCACCAUGCCUCUGAAGCCACCGCUCAGUGGUGUCCCCUCCGCAAUGACAGAGGAGGAGCCCGUGGAACUGCCCAUGCCUUUUGUCUACCCUACGUCCCCCUCCCACUCAACAUCAUCUUCGCUCUCCCAGGAGAGUGUGCGGGGACCCCAGCAGCCUCUCUGGAGCCCUGAGCUGUGUGAUGCAGUUGACGUGGGGACAGAGCUGGCGACGCCUCAGAGCAGCAGUCCUGAUAAAUGCGCUUUCUGCAAUGCUGUGGUUCCUCAGGACCAAAUGAACAGCCACCUCUACUCGCAUUUCUCUCAUAAGAGUGAAGACGACAAUUGACAGUGUAAGCAGACUGAUGGGCCGAGGCCUUUACUCCUUCAAAGACUUUACUGUACUCAUGGUCUGCCUGACUGCCAGGAAGUACACGCGCUGUGCUGGAUUUGAAAAGACACUGCAAUAGGAUUUGAAUCCAUUUAUUUAAUAUUGAAGAAUUGAAUGGUACACUUCUUUACCCAUUAUAUUUUUUUAAUAUCUUGCUGAGAUUUUACUAAAGCAAGUGAUGAUGAUGCAUAAUAUGGUCUAUAUGAGCAAAUAAAACCGACAUUUACUCUUGCAA